AUGAGUAAAGACGACGAAUAUGAUUAUCUUUUUAAAGGUAUGGACCUUGUCUUAAUUGGUGACUCUGGGGUUGGAAAGUCUAAUCUUCUUUCACGUUUCACUCGUAAUGAGUUCAAUUUGGAGUCCAAAUCUACUAUCGGUGUCGAAUUUGCUACCAGGAGUAUUCAAGUAGAUAAUAAAACUAUCAAAGCACAAAUUUGGGAUACUGCUGGCCAAGAGCGUUAUAGAGCUAUUACAAGCGCAUAUUAUCGUGGUGCUGUUGGUGCUUUACUUGUUUAUGAUAUUGCCAAACAUGUAACAUAUGAAAAUGUCAACCGCUGGUUGAAAGAAUUAAGAGAUCAUGCUGACAGUAAUAUUGUCAUUAUGCUUGUUGGGAAUAAGAGUGAUUUAAGACAUUUGCGAGCAGUUCCUACUGAAGAAGCCAAACAAUUUGCCGCGGAAAACAAUUUGUCAUUUAUCGAAACUUCUGCCUUGGAUGCUAGUAACGUAGAACUUGCUUUCCAAAACAUUCUAACCGGUAAUUUUGUGCUUUGUUUCGACUUGUUAAUUUAUUGUUACCCUUCAUCUCAUUAUUAUAACAAUCCAUCUUUAGAAAUAUACCGUAUUGUAUCUAAUAAGGCUUUGGAAAUUAACAGUGGUGAUGUUGCUAGACCAACUGCUGGAGAGACUAUUCAAGUUACUCCUUUGCCUGAUGACAACAACAAGGCAGCCGGAAGAUGCUGUUAG
Messenger RNA from Racocetra persica, 726 nucleotides. Lineage: Eukaryota; Fungi; Glomeromycota; Glomeromycetes; Diversisporales; Gigasporaceae. The record is from the annotation of a GenBank genome assembly.